This is a messenger RNA of Parasteatoda tepidariorum (common house spider), 498 nucleotides long. The record is from RefSeq and is a predicted model, not a curated record. NCBI's taxonomy places the organism in Eukaryota, Metazoa, Arthropoda, Arachnida, Araneae, Theridiidae.
AUGCCAUUCAAACCUGAUUUUUCCGAAGAAAUGUUAGGAAAUUCUAAGACAGUCGCAUCAAAGAGACUAGACCAGUUAUGGACGCGUUUAGAACGCGAUCCAGCCAUGCAAACGCUUUAUUCAGAUUUCCUCAGCGAAUAUGAAUUAUUACAACAUAUGGAAGAGGUGAAUGAAAUUUCAGAUGUCGAAACCGGAUACUAUCUACCACAUCACGGUGUCUUACGCCCAUCAAACAAAACUACUAAACUUCGUGUAGUUUUCAACGCGAGUUCGAAAACUUCCAGUGGACAUUCUUUAAGUGAUUUAUUGUGCAAGGGAGGAGUACUUCAAGAAGAUCUCUUCUCGAUCCUAAUUAGAUUUAGAAAACACGCUUAUGCAUUUACAGCAGAUAUAAAACAAAUGUUCAGGAUGAUGGAGGUCAAUCCUUCGCAAACCAAGCUUCAAAGAAUUCUGUGGAAGAACAAUAAAAACGCGCCUACUAAAGUUUAUGAGUUGUGA